UAGAGAAACACUUGUUAUAGAAUUUUCAUUAAAAAUGUUUUUCAAUGUCAGAAUGGCAAGUCAAAUGGGAAUUAACUAUGAAAAAAUCCCGAAUUUUCUUCCUUGUAAAAGUAUAAUUAUUAAAUUUGAACUUUGAGUUCUGAUUCCUCCAUAGCCAAACAAAAUAUUCUGACGUCAUUAUUGAUGUAAUAGUAAAGAAAUAAUAGUGAUUUUGCUUCAUUUUUCUAUGUUUGUUUUUACUUGAAUUGAAAAAUGCCUGUUAAAAAAUACACGCGUUUAAAACUCUGAUCCCCGAUUCCAGUAUAAUCUUGUACGCUGAAAAAUUUCUAACGUUUUCAUAGAGAAAUAUUUUUUGAAAUUGCACACGGCCGCGGCACAAGGGUUCAAUAACACGGAAUCAUAUUAUUUAUUCUCCAUGAACUGUAAAGCUCUCAUACAUGUUGAAACUUGUUCACGCGCUCUUUCCACCAACACUGGGCGCGCUUCUUUUUCAUUCUCCUCACUCCUCACUAGGAAUCGGUCGUGUCGUGACUCGUGACCCCAGGCCUAAACCAAACGAAGUUGCCAAUUUUCAAAACUCCCAGCAGACUUUUUUCGUCGUAGCAAAAGCAAAAAAAUUCUCAAUUUGAAAAGAUGCAGAUUUGGCGUUGUCUGCUUAUGUCCGCCAGCGUCGUGCUGCUGUUCGUCGUUGCCAUCAAGAUCUACAACGACGGCGAACUCGCCCUGCCCGGCACCAUCGAGUGGGACUUGGACGGCAUCAAGGAGGACCUGGACGAUACUUUGCCCGGCCAGGAAGCCAUGUCCACGCAGCUGGUCAACGCUCUGCAAUGGACCACGAAGGAUGCUGAUGAGAUCAAUCAGAAAAACGCACCCCGAGUCAAGGCGAUUUUUCUCCUCGGAGGACCUGGCGUCGGCAAAGCUCAGAUUUUGGACACUGUGUUCGAGCAUGUGCAUUGUCGCUACCACGGAGUCUUUGGCAUUUUUCCAUGCACCCUCAAAAAGCACUUCUACAAUCACUGCAGUGCCUGCACUUGUUCUCCCUGGUUGACUAAAUCUGCAGGCGUCCAUUUCAACUUCGUCCACAUGAACCUCUCUUCCUUCAGCAACAGUGACGCGUCCAUAUUGGCAACUUUCGAGUCUAAACUCCUGACAAAAGACCUGAGCCGCCGAGUGGUUUUCGUUUCUGGACCUGUCAUGAAAAUGAGCCAAAUGAACAAACUCAGCACAAAUGUGACCGAAUACAACCUUUAUCUAGAAAAAAAGGCUGAGCUCAUUGGAAACAUCAUGAAAGCCUCGGCGCCAAGGGUUGCUUUGGAAAUGGUCAAAUUUGAGCCUGUGAGGCACAGCCUUGAAUACUUCAGCCUCAUGGAGGACUACGACGUUCCUUACAAGAUCAACGUGAGAAUUGUUUCAAACAUUUCCCUGCUUUUCAACAUCUCCGUCACCGUGAGAAACAGUUACACCGAGGAGACCGAGGUGAAGGUAAACCUAAACCAAUCCCUACCCCAGAUGUCUACCUAGGAUUCAAAGUAGUCUAGCCUCAAAUUUCAUAUUUUUCAAUUCAAUACACUCUUUCAUAAUUAAUAAAAUGUAUGAAUUGUAAGCUAGAAAAUUUGCCACAGCUAACUUUCUCGACAAAUUAGACGCUGCAGAAACAAGACAAACAAAGACUUAAAAAGUAGCACUAUCUGCAUGUAAAUCUCAAUAAAUUGACUUAAGGCAGAGAUAAUUUUGUCGCAUUUAAUAUUCGUGAAAAAUUAAAA
Molecule: messenger RNA, 1763 nt
Organism: Neocloeon triangulifer
Lineage: Eukaryota; Metazoa; Arthropoda; Insecta; Ephemeroptera; Baetidae
Exons: 3
Coding region: 634-1521 (295 amino acids)
Source: RefSeq, a predicted model, not a curated record